Toxotes jaculatrix (banded archerfish) is the source of this 951-nucleotide messenger RNA. Its product is annotated as psychosine receptor-like. Gene Ontology annotation, biological process: G protein-coupled receptor signaling pathway. The transcript has a single exon. The coding region runs from base 1 to 951 and encodes 316 amino acids. Gene Ontology annotation, molecular function: G protein-coupled receptor activity. NCBI's taxonomy places the organism in Eukaryota, Metazoa, Chordata, Actinopteri, Toxotidae. The record is from RefSeq and is a predicted model, not a curated record. Gene Ontology annotation, cellular component: membrane.
AUGGAAAACUUAACCUUGGCUGCCAAUCAUUCAGACUGUUACUUAGUUGACAGCUCAUCCAGGAGGAGGCCGUUUCUGUUUUUCUACUUGGCUAUCAUCAUCACUGCCAUCCCAUCCAACACCUUCUCCCUCUAUGUGUCAUGGCAGCACAUCAGACAGAAGAAUGAGCUCGGUGUGUACCUGUUCAACCUGGCCCUGAGUGACCUGACCUUCACUGCUGGUUUGUCUUUGUGGCUGGACUUCCUGUGGCGAGGAGUUUGGGUCCACGGAGGCCACGUGUGUGUGCUUUCUAUUUACUUUCUCUUCACUAACUUUUACACCAGCGAUGCUCUUCUGUGCUGCAUUGCUGUCGACCGCUACCUGGCCGUGGUUCACCCAUUAAAGUAUACGUCCUUGAGGAAAGUUGGCACUGCAGCAGCAGUGAGUGUUGCCAUUUGGGUGUUGGUAAUCUCUUUCAAUGCCGCCACUAUCACAUGGGAGGACUCAUACCAGGAAAACAACAAGUUUUCUAUGUGCUUUGAUAUCUUCCUCCCGCUGUCAGAGAAUCUGGCUCGUGCUAAUGUAAUGCGCUUCAUCCUGGGGUUCGUUGUUCCCAUUCUCUUGGUAGUGUUUUCCACUUGGAGGAUCUGUGAGGCAGUGAAAUCCAACCAGGCCACGGAGGAACAGGAACGUAAAAGGAUUUCGAAGCUGCUGACAGUAGUUCUGCUCUGCCUUUUGUUCUGCUUCGGACCUAUCCAUGUCAUGAUGCUUCUCCGCACACUGGUGGAUGACUGUAAGAAUCUUGCACGUCUCCUCUAUCCCUACAAAAUCAGCAUUGCUAUCUCAACCCUCAACUGCCUUGCAGACCCAGUCCUUUACUGCUUCAUAACUAGAACAGGACAAGCAAAUGUUAAUCAGUGUAUCCUCUUCUUCCAGGAAAAAAUGAGAAGCAAAGAUGAAGGUUCAGUGUAG